UUUUAUUAUGUUAAAGAAAAAAUAAAAUAAAAUUGCUAAACAUACCCCUUUCCUUUCCCCCUCGUGCGGCAACUGAAAGCCGUCUCCUUCCUACCUCUUUUCGCAGUCUCACUCUUCGUUGGCUUCCCCUCCCGCCCUCCGCCAGCAAGGUAUCAGGUUUGAUAGACUUUGAUUUACGUUGGAUAAGGAUAAACUCAAAUCCAUAUACACUCAUCAAUUUGAACAUUACUAUUCGACACAGACAGAAGAUGGCAUUAAGGCAAAUGCUAUUCAACACCAGAUCAGUGUUUUCUCCACCGGGGUUGGCCAGAUUCUCCACCAAAUCAAACCCAUACCUAGUGAAAGUUGGGAUACCAGAGUUUUUGAAUGGCAUUGGCAAUGGAGUGGAAUCCCAUGUGACCAAGCUUGAGUCUGAGAUCGGAGACUUCCAAAAGUUGCUUGUCAUUCGUACUCUCAGGCUGAAGAAACUUGGCGUCCCUUGCAAGCAUAGGAAGCUCAUCUUGAAACACACUCACAAGUAUAGGCUAGGACUCUGGAGGCCUCGAGCUCAGCCCGUCAAACCCUAGUUAGUUUAGGAGUAGCGCGUCCUUUACACAGAUUUUGCCUGCCGCAAAAUGUGACUGUCGGACACUUGAUGUUAUGAGAUUUGAAAGAAGAGUUUUACUUGUUUGUUAGUCGUCUGUCUCCUGUAUUUAAUUUAUAAUGAAGUUUAGUGCUUUAGUGUCUGAUAUACUGGAUGUUCAGUUUCAUAAUGUACCUAGCCAGUUGAAUUUAACAAUAAUUUUUUAGCAAAUUUAAUUACGUAUUGCUCUUCACAUC
Messenger RNA from Pyrus x bretschneideri (Chinese white pear), 819 nucleotides. RefSeq lists its product as uncharacterized. The record is from RefSeq and is a predicted model, not a curated record. Bases 249 to 566 code for a protein of 105 amino acids. NCBI's taxonomy places the organism in Eukaryota, Viridiplantae, Streptophyta, Magnoliopsida, Rosales, Rosaceae. The transcript is spliced from 4 exons.